Molecule: messenger RNA, 3059 nt
Organism: Strongylocentrotus purpuratus (purple sea urchin)
Lineage: Eukaryota; Metazoa; Echinodermata; Echinoidea; Camarodonta; Strongylocentrotidae
Product: zinc finger protein 271
Exons: 9
Coding region: 242-2758 (838 amino acids)
Biological process (GO): regulation of transcription by RNA polymerase II
Cellular component (GO): nucleus
Molecular function (GO): DNA-binding transcription factor activity, RNA polymerase II-specific; RNA polymerase II cis-regulatory region sequence-specific DNA binding
Source: RefSeq, a predicted model, not a curated record
UUAUAAUCCCUAACAAAUGAGUGGAAAAAUAUAUUUCCCUGGUAAAAAGUGGUAAAUACCGGUAAAAACCGGUAAAUACCUGUUAUUUCUUGGCGUCCGGGAAAUAAGCCUCCAAAACGGGAAAUUUGCCAACCCUGUUAUAAUAAUAACAACAUUAAACUGGUGAUAGAAAAGUAUAAUGUGGUUUUUUCCUUUAUUAUAGAAUUUCUUACGUCUGUGAAGUAGACUAUUCGCGCCUUACAUGAACCAGGCCGAGGACGUCUUUCUUCGUGAAUUUCAGAACGUAUUUCCUUUAAAAAAUAAACAAGAAUGCCUAGAGAAAGCAGAUAACAUGGCGAUGAAGCAAGGAAUCGAUUGUUGGACGUCUCUCUCAAGUACAGAUGGAGAAGGAGAAGGAACUCUUCAGACAUCACAUGGACAUGAUGAAGGAAGCAUCUGCAUCAAGGAGGAAGGAGAAGUUGAGAAGGAGACGUGUCUUUCCAUUCCAGGUUCAGAUGGAUUGAGAUAUGAGGGUCAGCUUGUAACUGAAGACGGUCUGGUCUUCACCAUCAAACAAGAAGUUGACACUGACAUGUUUGAAUCUCUCUCAAGUACAGAAGGACAAGACCCAUCGAAUGAACAAGAAAUGGUCUUUGCCACCAUAAAGCAAGAAGAUGAGGAAGAGAUAUUUGAACAUAUUACAACUGGAGGUGAAGGAGGAGGAGAAACUGAGCAAUCAAUUCCUGAAGGAAGCAUCUGCAUCAAGGAGGAAGGAGAAGUUGAGAAGGAGACGUGUCUUUCCAUUCCAGGUUCAGAUGGAUUGAGAUAUGAGGGUCAGCUUGUAACUGAAGACGGUCUGGUCUUCACCAUCAAACAAGAAGUUGACACAGACAUGUUUGAAUCCCUCUCAAGUACAGAAGGACAAGACCCAUCGACUGAACAAGAAAUGGUCUAUACCACCAUAAAGCAAGAAGAUGAGGAAGAGAUAUUUGAACCUAUUACAACUGGAGGUGAAGGAGGAAAAGAAAUUGAGCAAUCAAUUCCUGAAGAUUUGGACAAUGGACAGGACAAGAUACACUCACUAAUGGCAGCAUGCACUGGAGAGAAGGCCCAUCUGUGUUUACAUUGCAGUAAAACAUUUACUGAUGAGAACUGGGGUAAAAAUCCUUAUAAAUGUUCCCAUUGUGAUAAGGUUUUUUCUUGCCAAGGUAAUCUUACUACCCAUUCAAGACUGCAAAUUGGAGAAAAGCCUUAUCGAUGUCCCUAUUGUGAUAGAGGAUUUUCUGAAAAGAAUAAUCUUACAAGGCACCUUAAAACACAUACAGGAGAGAAACCCUUUAAGUGUUCCCGGUGUGAUAAGCAAUUCUCUCAAAAGACUAAGCUUACUAUGCACCUUAGAACACAUACAGAAGAGAAACCCUUUAUGUGUUCCCAGUGUGAUAAGGUAUUUUCUCACAGAUGUAGACUUAGGACCCAUUCAAGAACACACAGUGGUGAAAAGCCGCAUAAGUGUUCCCAGUGUGGUAAGAGAUUUUCUCAUAAAGGUAAUCUUGUUAUUCAUUUAAGAACACACAGUGGAGAAAAGCCUUAUAAAUGUUCCCAUUGUGAUGAGGGAUUUGCUCAUAAAAGUUCUCUUACUACCCAUUCAAGAAUGCACACUGGAGAAAAGCCUUUUCGAUGUCCCUAUUGUGACAAAGGAUUUUCUCAAAAAAAUGAACUUACCAGCCACCUUAGUACACAUACAGGAGAGAAACCCUUUAAGUGUUCCCAGUGUGAUAAGGGAUUUUCUCACAGAAGUAGACUUAGGACCCAUUCAAGAACACACAGUGGUGAAAAGCCACAUACGUGUUCCAAUUGUGGUAAAGGAUUCUCUCACAGAAGUAACCUUAAAACCCAUUUGAGAACACACAGUGGUGAAAAGCCUUAUAAGUGUUCCCAGUGUGGUAAGACAUUUUCUCACAGAAGUAACCUUGGGACCCAUUCAAGAACACACAGUGGUGAAAGGCCGCAUAAGUGUUCCCAUUGUGGUAAAGGAUUCUCUCAAAAGACUAAGCUUACUAUGCACCUUAGAACACAUACAGGAGAGAAACCCUUUAUGUGUUCCCAGUGUGAUAAGGGAUUUUCUUGUAAAAGUACUCUUAUUAUUCAUAUGAGAACGCACAGUGGCGAAAAGCCUUAUAAAUGUGCUCAUUGUGAUGAGGGAUUUCCUCAUAAAAGUUCUCUUAAUAUUCAUAUGAGAAUACACAGUGGGGAAAAGCCUUAUAAAUGUUCCCAUUGUGAUAAGAUUUUUGCUCACGAAAGUAACCUAAGAACCCAUUCAAGAAUGCACACUAGAGAAAAGUCUUUUCGAUGUCCCUAUUGUGAUAAAGGAUUUUCCGAAAAAAAUGAGCUUACUAGCCACCUUGGUAUACAUACAGGAGAGAAACCGUUUGAGUGUUCCCAGUGUGAUAAGGGUUUUUCUUGUAAAAGCACCCUUAUAAAUCAUUUCAGAACACACAGUGGUGAAAAGCCGCAUAAGUGUUCCCAGUGUGGUAAGAGAUUUUCUUGUAAAAGCAACCUUAAAAGCCAUUUGAGAACGCACAGUGGUGAAAAGCCGUAUAAGUGUUCCCAGUGUGGUAAGAGAUUUUCUCACAGAAGUAACCUUAAAAGCCAUUCAAGAACACACAGUGGUGAAAGGCCGCAUAAGUGUUCCCAUUGUGGUAAGAGAUUUUCUCAAAGAUGUAACCUUAAAAUCCAUUUGAGAACACACACAGGAGAGAAACCUUUAAAGUGUUCCUAGUGUGAUAAAGGAUUUUCUUGUAAAAAGUACUCUUAUUAUUCAUAUGAGAACACACAGUGGUGAAACGCCUUAUAAAUGUUCCUAUUGGUGUAAGGGAUUUCCUCAUAAAAGUACUCUUAUUAUUCAUAUGAGAACACACACUGCAGAAAAGCCUUUUGUGAUGUCCCUUUCGUGAUAAAGGAUUUUGUCCAAAAAAAUGAGCUUACUAGCCACCUUAGUACACAUGCAGAAGAGAAACCCUUUAAAGGUAAAGACCAGUAUUGGAAACGCCCCAAUUUCAAAAAAUGAAAUGGAAGCUCUC